AUGGGGGCCGACAUGAAGGGUAUAAAAGAUAGAAUGGACAGGAUUUUGCAAAUUGCUUCUGAAAGAGAGCUUCGGAAACAAAGGGACAGCAACAUGAGAGUACUAUCGAUGGAUACGUCGAAUAUGACCGGGGACGAGCUUCAAGUUAUUUUGGCGAUGAAGGACGAGCUUCAAGCCAUGAUUAGGAAAUCUAAGAGGCUUACCAUGAGCGAAUACAGAGGCCAAGAGCAACAUGAAAUUGAAGAUAUAGGUGAUAUGGUCGAUCAUAUCAGCAAUCUACCUGAUUGUAUCCUUCAUCAGAUUCUGUCGUGUAUGCCCACAGUAGAAGCUGUAAAGACGUGCAUAUUAUCUACUAGAUGGAAGAACCUGUGGGCUUCCGUUCCCAACCUUGACUUUGAUGAUGCAAAGUUGUUUUCCAUAGAGGUUGAUAAUUGGCGUCAGUGUGAUGCGACUUCCUUCAAGAACUUUGUAGAAAGAGUCCUCGCGUUACAGGAUGCAUCAAAUUUGAAAAAGUUUCAUCUAACAUAUGUGGAGCUUGAUCUCUGUCUAGUGAAAGUAGAUCCAUCUAUGAUUCCUCAGUCUAUGUUUCAUAACACAUCAUUGGUUAGCCUGAAAUUAAGAAUGGAUUGUGUUAUUGAACUCCCAUCUCACGUUUCUUUUCCAUGCGUGAAAAUCUUGCACCUAUCUUUGGUUGCAUUUCCGAAUGCUGAUUCUACAGAAAAGCUUUUCUCAGGCUGUCCAUCACUUGAAGCAUUGGUUUUAUCAGAUUGCAAGUGGAUGAACUUGACGGAUAUUGUGAUUUCGAGUUCCACCUUAAAGAGCUUGACCAUAGCUAAUAGGUCGACCUAUAAGCUAUGGUUAUGGUGUGAUCUUAGUUUUAAGAUCAAGAUUGAUGCAGUAAAUCUUCAAUUUUUUCAAUACUUUGGAUAUCCAUCAAUCUUCUCUUGA
Molecule: messenger RNA, 948 nt
Organism: Lactuca virosa
Lineage: Eukaryota; Viridiplantae; Streptophyta; Magnoliopsida; Asterales; Asteraceae
Source: the annotation of a GenBank genome assembly